AUGGGCGUGGCCAACGGAUUGUCUCUCCCCUGUCCGCCUUUCGCUUUUAUAAAGCGUGAUCCUGCAUUGAGCUGCCACUUCCGCAGCGGUGUCCAUCAGAUAGAGGUGGAGAUGGCGGAGAUCGCACCCAUCAAGGCGGAUAUUGCCGCCGCUAUCCCUCCUGAUCUCAUCAGUGGUCCCGUAACAUCGGCUCCUCCCGUCGCACUCGCUGCCACGAAGAAGAAGGCGGCCUAUCGCCCGCAGAAAGGCGCAGCGGCCGCCGUGGCCGAGCAGAUCCUGGAUGCCGUGGCCGCCACCAAGGAGCGUCAGGUCGCCAAGCUGGGCGCUGUAAAGAAAACCUCGGCAGCCAGCUGCAGGACGGACAAGGUCGGCGCCUGGCCAAAUAAGUCUAACAAGAGCGCUCCAUCUGAGGACGGCACUGACACUUCCGCGGCCACUCUCUCGGAGCGGGUUAAGGAGCUGAGAGGGGCAGAGUGCGAACCGGGACAAGGCAAAGUUCGGAACAAAAGGAACACCAAGAAAAAAGCGCCUGCUAGGAAAAUGGGCCCGAGGACCGCCGCCCAGAGAAGGGCUAAGAAACCGGCGGCCAAGAGUCCCAUCAAGCGCAAGGCGGCCAAGAAAGGGUCCAAGAGACCUGCCUCCAGCGCUGUGGGGCAGCAACGACGGGUAGUCAGAAAGAGGUAG
Messenger RNA from Leucoraja erinaceus (little skate), 684 nucleotides. RefSeq names its product histone H1-like. The coding region runs from base 1 to 684 and encodes 227 amino acids. The record is from RefSeq and is a predicted model, not a curated record. The transcript has a single exon. NCBI's taxonomy places the organism in Eukaryota, Metazoa, Chordata, Chondrichthyes, Rajiformes, Rajidae.